AUGGAAAAAAGCAUUGGGUCUCUUGGGUACCUUCUCUUUCUCUCGCCGAUUCGGAGAAAAAUCUUGGAUAGUGUGUCCGCCUUCGACGCAGCAAAGUUAGUUAACUUGAAGUUGUGCGUUUUGACUGCGAAGGAAAAAGAAAGAUAUCUUAGGCCAAUCCGAGAUCUAGUAUGGGAUGUACCUGCGGUUGAAAGACUUUCACGAGAGGGCAUGAAAUUGAUGUUGCUUGGAGACGGCGCUUGUGCACUCGAGCAGCGGUUGCGCGCGACGGAACGUUAUUUGAAUUCUCGCGGGAAUGGAAGACUCACAAUCUACUUAUUGGGCACAUUCCCAGUUUUCACGCCAACAACGACGACGCUCGACUCACUAGUCGAAUUCAGCACUACAGGACAUUCUAACCCUGUACGGUUUAACUGUGACAAGUAUCAACUAGGCCGCGUUCGCGCUGUUUCAGACAUAAAUGCGAAGGGAGACUUUCUUAUGAGUUUUAGUGCGCCAAUGCAAGCGUCUCCUAAUCCUAUUAAGGGGUCUUGGUAUAAGGUAGACGAUGUUCCAGAUCGUACAGUUGAUUUGUGGGUGUAUGUGCCUUCUUUGCGCGACCGUUUUCGCAAAGAAGUUAGGCUAACACCACUGGACGUGCUGCGGAUGAUGGGAGCAAACCCACUAUCCGUGUCACUACCGCAUUUUCCUCUAAAACCAACGUUCAUUACGACAUGUAUAAAAAGAAACACUCGCGGUGCAGCACAUAGUGCUUCGCUCAGUUCACUAGGUUUCAUAUUAAUAAUGAGCCAGCUAUUUCAUCUAUAUACCGGACGCUGUCGGUUAAGGAAAUGGUCGCUUACAGCUACGGGUGUACAAUUGUUAGAAUUAACUACCCUGGAUCAGUUUUUAAACGACGAGGUUUCUGCGCGCCAGCUGGUCGCACACUAUAGAACAUCUUCGUUUAGUGUUGAUUCGGGCUCGCGCGCAACGAUCGAUUUCACGCAAGUGCCAAACAUACAGCUCUUCCUUGAAGUAGCCAAAUUUAGCACCCUAGGCUGGAGAGUCACUCUAAGUUAA
Messenger RNA from Bipolaris victoriae FI3, 1059 nucleotides. RefSeq lists its product as hypothetical. The record is from RefSeq and is a predicted model, not a curated record. NCBI's taxonomy places the organism in Eukaryota, Fungi, Ascomycota, Dothideomycetes, Pleosporales, Pleosporaceae. The coding region runs from base 1 to 1059 and encodes 352 amino acids. The transcript has a single exon.